Molecule: messenger RNA, 442 nt
Organism: Xenopus laevis (African clawed frog)
Lineage: Eukaryota; Metazoa; Chordata; Amphibia; Anura; Pipidae
Product: protein kinase C delta type-like
Exons: 3
Coding region: 13-426 (137 amino acids)
Source: RefSeq, a predicted model, not a curated record
GCGCUCACGUUCAUGUCUCUAAAAAAGACACUUUGUGCAAAACUUUGUAAUCACAUGUUUUCAGCCAUAUGUGCUUGUAGUUAUUUUGCCUUUUGUUUCUUUAACCAGCGGCAUGCUCUGCUCGCUAUGGAGUAUGUCAGUGGAGGGACCCUAAGAAAUGUCAUCAGGAAUGCCGGCCAGCUAGAGAAGGACUUAGUAACAUUCUACGCAGCAGAACUGGUGUGCGGCCUGCAGUUUCUCCACUCUAAAGGGAUUAUUCAUCGGGAUCUUAAACCAGCUAAUGUCCUGGUAACCAACGAGGGACAUAUAAAGAUCGUCGACUUUGGUUUGGCAGCUGAGGGCGUGUUUGGAAAGAAAAAAAUCAAAGGCGCAAAAGGAACACUGCCCUUUAUGGCCCCAGAGGUAUGUGACUGUGAUUUAAUCUAAAUGCUUAUAGCAGAGA